Messenger RNA from Eublepharis macularius, 798 nucleotides. It is a transcript of the gene CER1, whose product is annotated as cerberus 1, DAN family BMP antagonist. The transcript has 2 exons. The record is from RefSeq and is a predicted model, not a curated record. Gene Ontology annotation, biological process: signal transduction involved in regulation of gene expression; determination of heart left/right asymmetry. Bases 25 to 798 code for a protein of 257 amino acids. Gene Ontology annotation, molecular function: morphogen activity. Lineage: Eukaryota; Metazoa; Chordata; Lepidosauria; Squamata; Eublepharidae.
UACCCCCUGCAAAAGGCCAGCAUCAUGUUUUUGCUGCUGAUUCUGAUGCUGCUGACUCCAAGCCUUGAAACAAGGGAGGAAAGAGAAGAGUUACAGAAGAAAAGGGGAGAAAUAAUUCCACGCCUUUUGAGUCAAGAUUUGCUAAGGAAAGAUCUAGCAGGUAAUGAGCACAUUCUGGAACUUGGUUUGUUUGGGGCAAACCCAUUGGCAGAGAUAACGAGCAAGAAGCAAGAUGAAUCCCAAAGGCCCAAGUUUAUUUCCCGAUAUACAGAUGCGACUCGGGAUUUUCAAAGCUGGACCUCCACACGCAAGUCUCCACAUUCAGAGGCCCCAUCUUCCCAUCCACACCGCAAAAGGGAAGCAGAAUCACCCUUCAGAAAAGAUGCCAAAAAGUUCUGGGACCUUUUUAUGCUGAAAACUAAGUCAAGGUCUGAAGAAGUUGUCCUUCCAAUCAAAACCAAUGAGAUGUAUGAAGAGACUUGCAGCACUCUGCCAUUUUCUCAGAGCAUUGUGUACGAGAACUGUGAGACAGUGGUGGUGCAAAACAACCUGUGCUUUGGGAAAUGCAGUUCCUUCCAUGUUCCUGGUCCCGAGGAUCGCCUUUACACCUUCUGCUCCCACUGCUUGCCCACCAAGUUUUCCAUGAGACAUUUGGAGAUAAACUGCACCGGGACUGCUCCUCUGUUCAAAGUGGUUAUGAUUGUAGAAGAGUGCAAGUGCGAGAUUCAGAAGAUGAAAGAUCCUGAGAUAGGAUUUCUACACUCAAAUGUGCAUGCAAAUGUAUAUGAACACAACUGA